UUAACACCUUUUCUUAAUCUCUCAUUCAGGUAUGGACAUCUCACCCAUUGAUCUGAUCAACAUUGAGAGAUUCUCCACUCGCGUGGUGGCUCUGGCUGAAUAUCGACUUGGGCUGCAGGAGUACCUGCGCUGCAAGAUGGCCCAAGUGGCCCCAAAUCUGGCAGCUUUAAUCGGAGAAGUGGUUGGAGCUCGUCUGAUCUCCCAUGCCGGCAGUCUAACAAAUCUCGCCAAAUACCCAGCCUCCACCGUCCAGAUCCUGGGAGCAGAGAAGGCCCUGUUCAGAGCAUUAAAGACCAAAGGGAACACCCCCAAGUACGGCCUGAUCUUCCACUCGACGUUCAUCGGGCGCGCUGCAGCCAAGAACAAAGGCCGCAUCUCCAGAUAUCUGGCCAACAAGUGCACCAUCGCCUCCCGCAUUGACUGUUUCUCUGAGGUACCCACAAGUGUGUACGGUGACAAGCUGCGCGGACAGGUGGAAGAACGCUUGUCUUUCUAUGAGACGGGCGAUGUGCCACGCAAGAAUCUGGAUGUCAUGAAAGAAGCUGUGAAAGAGGCUACUGACGUCGCAACUGAGAUCAAGCGGAAACUUGAGAAGAAGGAAAAGAAACGCAAGAAGCGUGAAAAGAAGAUGCAAGAAGACGCUGGCGAGACCAACGGUGAAGCUGAGGCAGAAAAUGGCGACGCAGACACAAAGCCAGCGGCCGAGGAGGUGGAGAUGGAGUCACAGAACGGAGCCGAGGAAACCCCACGGAAGAAAAAGAAGCGAAAAUCUGAGGCCGUGGAAGUUGCUGUGGUCGAAGAGGAAACUGAAACACCUUCCAAGAAGAAAAAGAAGCGAAAGUCUGAGGCUAUUGAAGCAGAGCCUGCAGAAGAGACUGAAACACCAGUGUCUGAGAAGAAGAAGAGAAAGAAGAAAGAAACCACAGACUAGAAAAUGUGGUCAAAGACUGAUCUUUAUUUUUUUGUACAGCUUAUUUUUUAUCCAUUUUAUGCUUGAUCCUACACUAGUAAGCAUCUUUAUGUUCCAGCUCGUUUGGCAAGUUAGACUGCAAAGAAAUGAUUAUGACUGUGCCUUGAUGUCGCUUACAUUUAUUUGUACUUUUGUAAAUAGAGAUCAUUAAACUUUGUCAAAAGAGAAACUAACUGUCACGCUUUGCUUAAUGCUCACUUGUAUUAGCAUUUUCAUCAAACCUUUGCCGAGGCUUAAAUCCUGUGGUUAUAAUGUUGUAACCUAACCAAGGCAGUCUUUAAAGCUGUUUUAAGUCCUCCAGCGCCUCUGUUACCAAAGCCCACUUGUGUAUAGUUCCCCAGUGCUUAAAUAUAAACUGCCAAUCGGUAAUUGCACGGAUUUGUAAAGUAUGUCAUCUAGCAAGUGACUUAAAAACCUUUCCUAUCCUUUU
Messenger RNA from Notothenia coriiceps (black rockcod), 1400 nucleotides. RefSeq names its product NOP56 ribonucleoprotein homolog (gene nop56). Gene Ontology annotation, cellular component: box C/D methylation guide snoRNP complex; small-subunit processome. Gene Ontology annotation, molecular function: snoRNA binding. NCBI's taxonomy places the organism in Eukaryota, Metazoa, Chordata, Actinopteri, Perciformes, Nototheniidae. The transcript is spliced from 6 exons. The coding region runs from base 32 to 931 and encodes 299 amino acids. The record is from RefSeq and is a predicted model, not a curated record.